Molecule: messenger RNA, 1796 nt
Organism: Westerdykella ornata
Lineage: Eukaryota; Fungi; Ascomycota; Dothideomycetes; Pleosporales; Sporormiaceae
Product: mannose-6-phosphate isomerase
Exons: 3
Coding region: 329-1552 (407 amino acids)
Biological process (GO): GDP-mannose biosynthetic process; carbohydrate metabolic process
Cellular component (GO): cytosol
Molecular function (GO): mannose-6-phosphate isomerase activity; zinc ion binding
Source: RefSeq, a predicted model, not a curated record
AAAAUGGGCAUUUGGGUGAUUAUUUUCACUAGAAAGACGGUGAUGUUGUUCACCGCCUCGGCUUGAGCCUGUCGCGAUGGCUCGCUAUCUUGUACUGAAUCCCGACGGCGUUAAUGUGUUGAGAGUGUACUGUGAGCCAUGGACGACCUUGAACUAUGACGUUGAGCGAUAGUCAUCACAUCCCAUCAGCCACACUUAUAUAUCAACACAUUCUCUUUAGCCUCACUCAAUCAAUUCUCUCCGUAGCGGGAAUCAUUGAAUUUUCUAUAGCCAACCACAGUUCUGCGCUUUCAUUCUACACGCAAAGAACCACCUUUCCACACUCAACAUGGUUGAAAAGGUACUCCAACUCAAAUGCAGCUGCAAUACGUACGGAUGGGGAAAACAGGGCUCCAAGUCCCUCGCAGCAUCAUUAUGCUCGAAGACUCCGGGAACAGACUUCAAGAUCGACGAGAGCUCCCCAUAUGCUGAAAUGUGGAUGGGAACUUAUCCCGAGCUCCCCUCAUACGUCCUAAAGACUGGCGAGGACCUGCAAGAUGUACUAGACAAGCAUCCGAAAGAACUCAUAGGCUCCAACGUCAUCAACAAGUUCAAUCAUACGAAGCUCCCCUAUCUCCCAAAAGUGCUCAGCAUUGCAAAAGCGCUACCACUUCAACUGCACCCGAACAAAGAACUAGCAACUAAACUCCACGCCGAGGACCCUCAGAACUUCACGGACCCGAAUCACAAACCCGAAAUUGCCCUUGCCCUCGGCGACUUCGAAGCCUUCUGCGGCUUCAAGCCUCUCUCCACCAUCCACCAGCUUCUUCAACUGGAUCCCCUUAAGCAGUUUCUUCCCGAUCCCCAAAGCAAAGAGUUCAACGACAAGACUUUGAAAGAAGUCGUCAGGACCAUGCUCAAAGCAUCCCCAGAAACCAUCAAAAAGGUCAACGCCGCCCUCCUCAAGCUCCCUGAACCCUCAUUCGGAAAGGACUCCUAUAUCCCCAAACUGAUCCCCCGUCUCGCAGAGCAGUAUGACGAGAGCGACAACGGCAUCGUCGUAGCCCUGAUCACGAUGAACUACCUCCAACUCAAGGCCGGAGAUAGCUUAUACAUCCCCGCAGACGGCAUCCACGCUUACCUUUCCGGCGACAUCAUCGAGUGCAUGGCCCGGUCAGACAAUGUCCUCAACACGGGUUUCUGUCCACGUGCGAACCGAAACAGUGUAGACCUGUUCUGCGAGGUGCUCACCUUCUCACCACAUGAUCCCAAGGAGGCCAUGUUGCCAAGUACACCAUUCGAACGGAGCAAGAACGGUAAGACGAGGGUGUAUGCGCCACCGCUGAGCGAGUUCAAUAUGUUGGCUACGGAACUGAAGGAUGGCGAAAGCGAGGUUAUUGCAGCUAUUGAUGGGCCGAGUAUAAUGAUCGUUACAGAAGGACAGGGCUCGAUGAAGGUAGAUGGAAAAGACUAUGAGCUCAGCGAAGGAUAUAUUUUCUUCGUCGGACAAGGCGUCGAGCGCGAAUUCCACGCGAAGAAGGGCUUGAAGAUCUUCACAGCUUAUGCUGAAUAGUGGUACUUUGACCCGGCAGAAGGUAUGCAUUCUGUGUUGAGGUGCACUCAACAUACAUUGUACGUUAGCCCUAACAAUGUAUGUUCUUAUAAUCUUUCCCAUGUUCACGGCUGUUGGCUGUACAAUACACAUGCGUGUCGAGCUCUACUUCCCUUGUUAUUGAAGGAUUUGCAACUCAAGCCCGUGACCCAUAAGUAUCUGCUCCUCUCCAGGCAAAGAGAUGUUUAACUGGGAUGCGAGCGAG